UUCUGCAACAGGUGCAAAGCACCAUUCUUGCCGCCAGCCCGCCACUUCCCAAUUCGUUUCCCCCUAUUUUUCUCCAAAAUGGCCUUCUUCACCUCUCUUCUCAGAAGAGCUUCUUCUUCAUCAUCUUGUUCACCUCUUCUCCGGAACCUUCGUUGCUUGAGCAACGUCCCUGAAAACACUGUGUAUUCGGGACCCACUUCCCAGAGCUCGAUCAAGAGAGUGACGCUGACCUACCUGAGGCAGAAGCAUAGAAGGGGCGAACCCAUCACCAUGGUCACUGCAUAUGAUUACCCGUCGGCGGUGCACUUAGACACUGCCGGUGUCGAUGUCUGUCUCGUCGGGGAUUCGGCAUCCAUGGUGGUUCAUGGACACGACACCACUCUGCCGAUCACUCUCGACGAAAUGCUCGUUCAUUGUCGUGCCGUUGCUCGUGGCGCUAAGCGGCCACUUCUGGUAGGGGACUUGCCGUUUGGGACCUACGAAUCCAGCACUGGUCAGGCAGUUGAUACAGCUGUUCGUCUAUUAAAGGAAGGGGGGAUGGAUGCAAUAAAAUUGGAAGGAGGGGCACCUUCAAGAAUUGCAGCAGCAAAAGCUAUUGUUGAAGCUGGAAUUGCUGUCAUAGGACAUGUGGGACUGACUCCACAGGCCAUUAGUGUGUUAGGAGGUUUUAAGCCUCAGGGAAAGAAUGUGUCUAGUGCUGUCAAGGUUGUAGAGGCUGCUUUAGCUUUCCAAGAAGCUGGAUGUUUCUCUGUCGUUUUAGAGUGUGUGCCUCCACCAGUGGCUGCUGCAGCAACCGCAGCCCUUCAAAUACCCACAAUUGGAAUUGGGGCUGGUCCAUUCUGCAGUGGACAGGUGCUAGUUUAUCAUGAUUUGCUUGGUAUGCUGCAACAUCCCCAUCAUGCAAAGGUCACUCCAAAAUUCUGCAAGCAGUAUGCUUGUGUUGGAGAGGUCAUCAAUAACGCCCUAUUGGAGUACAAGGAAGAAGUGACAAAUGGCUCGUUUCCAGAUCCUGGCCAUAGCCCAUACAAGAUCGAUGACACCGAUGUUAAUGAUUUUCUACAUGAAUUGCAGAGGUUAGGUUUGGACAAGGCGGCAUCGGCAGCAUGUGAAGCAGCUCAGAACGUACAAGAAUCAUCCAAAUCAGUGGAAGAAAAUCCCUCAAAGUGAAUGGUAUAGGAAGAGUUUAAAAGGCCAUUCUUCCUUUUCCCUCGAAUCCCUCCUUCACAACACUACAGUCAAUAACAUAGCUCAAAGAAAGGUAACAGAUAGUCGCUACUAUCUCAAGGCAGGUGGACUAUAUCAAUGCUAUACUCUAUAGAUACUUUUUGUAUCGCUUUAGUACCUGAAAAUAUGAUUCUUGUUUCAGCAUUAUAGGAUAUUUGAUGGCUAAAAAAGAUUGCAUGGUAUCAUUCAGCAACUCUGGAAUGCAUCCAUAUUGUCAGAUACAGAAGUGUUGCACAAAAAGUUGUUUAGAUGAUCGAAUUGAUAAUCACAUUAGUUUUUUAGGACCAAAUCGGGGUUUAUGGAACAGCUUGAAACAUAUAAGUUUGCAAGGGAGGGAUACUGUUUGGAAGGUGAUAAAGAAUUGCAGAACUUCAAAUA
Molecule: messenger RNA, 1602 nt
Organism: Neltuma alba
Lineage: Eukaryota; Viridiplantae; Streptophyta; Magnoliopsida; Fabales; Fabaceae
Product: 3-methyl-2-oxobutanoate hydroxymethyltransferase 1, mitochondrial
Exons: 5
Coding region: 79-1167 (362 amino acids)
Biological process (GO): pantothenate biosynthetic process
Cellular component (GO): mitochondrion
Molecular function (GO): 3-methyl-2-oxobutanoate hydroxymethyltransferase activity; magnesium ion binding
Source: RefSeq, a predicted model, not a curated record